Molecule: messenger RNA, 773 nt
Organism: Bombyx mori (domestic silkworm)
Lineage: Eukaryota; Metazoa; Arthropoda; Insecta; Lepidoptera; Bombycidae
Gene: ND-B14.7
Product: NADH dehydrogenase [ubiquinone] 1 alpha subcomplex subunit 11
Exons: 2
Coding region: 139-654 (171 amino acids)
Biological process (GO): mitochondrial respiratory chain complex I assembly
Source: RefSeq, a predicted model, not a curated record
AUAUAUAUACUGAUACCUUUGCUUGUGUAGUUGAAAAUGGAACUACUGUCAAAUUGACAGAUAUUACAAAAUUUGACAUCUUUAAAGCCAGGAAUAAUUCGUGUUGUGUAACUCCUAUUAUUCUACAAUCACAAAAAAAUGAAUAAACUAUUAAAUUACAAAUACUACGAUACGCCUGAGGGCCAAGACAUAUUCAUGAAGACAUUUGUAACCAGUAAAUAUGCUGCAGUAGCCGGUCUUGCUGGUGCUUCUUUUGAUGUGCUUAUGUUCUCUCAUCCAAAAGGUUUUGUCAAUACAAUCGGUCGAAUGGGCUAUAUUGUAGGCCCUCUAGUGGGUAUGGCAGUUGCCUUCACAUUCACUACCAACGUUGCCCAAAAUAUUCGUGGGAAAAACGAUAAACUCAAUUACUUCUUGGGUGGUGCCACAUCUGGCUUUGUGUUUAGUGCUUGGAUGAAAAAGGGGAUUAUCGCGGUGCCUGCCGCGGUGGUACUAGGCGCAAUAGCUGUGGUAAAGAAGACAGGCAUCGAUGAAGGCUGGAUCUUUUUCCCAGAUGCGGCACAAUCUACUAAAACAAUCAAAUCAGUUAAACAUGACUGGACUCUUCUCAAAGAUAUUGAAGAAUUAAAGGGAUGGACAGACGGUUCCAAGCAAUAGAAAAUCAUGUAGAAAAUGUAAAUAAACUUUAAAAAAUAAUUUAUCUGUUAAGAGUUACAACUAAAAAUGUUAAAAAUCAAUGGAUUUUUUAAAUAAAAACUAGUUCAUUUAGAUGGAAA